CCCGUUAUUUCCUGCGGUACCUCUGCCCGGUCUGCCUGCUGCAGUCUGCGGGUGCACGCUAACGGAGUGGCCGUCGAGAGAUUUUCAGCGUUCGCUAGUCUCACCCUGGUCUUCUCGUUCUCGCCAUCCUUGCAGGUGUUGGAAAGGCUCGUAGUUUCUUCUUUUUCCCAGGUUUGAUUUGACGGUAUCGUGGAGAGCGUGUGUACGGGCAGCUAGUUUUAACAAUGGCGACAGCUGCGGUAUCUGCCCCUGUUGGCGGCGCCCCGAACCCCGGAUCGGGUGCUGAGUUGGUCCGUGGGCAGGCCUUCGACGUGGGUCCGCGCUACAGCAACCUGUCGUACAUCGGAGAGGGCGCCUAUGGCAUGGUGUGCUCAGCCUAUGACCGGGACAGUAAGGUGCGGGUGGCCAUUAAGAAGAUCAGCCCGUUCGAGCACCAGACGUACUGCCAGCGCACGCUGAGAGAGAUCAAGAUCCUUCUGCGCUUCAAACACGAAAACAUCAUUGGCAUCAACGACAUCAUCCGCACGCCCUCCAUCCACCACAUGAAAGACGUGUACAUUGUUCAGGACCUGAUGGAGACAGACCUGUACAAGCUGCUCAAGACGCAGCACCUGAGCAACGACCACAUCUGCUACUUCCUGUACCAGAUCCUGCGUGGCCUCAAGUACAUCCACUCCGCCAACGUGCUGCAUCGCGACCUGAAGCCCUCCAACCUGCUCCUCAACACCACCUGCGACCUGAAGAUCUGUGACUUCGGCCUGGCCCGGGUGGCGGACCCGGAUCACGACCACACCGGCUUCCUGACCGAGUACGUGGCCACGCGCUGGUACCGCGCCCCCGAGAUCAUGCUCAACUCCAAGGUGAGUGACCACGCCCGCUGUGUGACCACGCCCACGGUGCGAUCAUGCCUUCAUCAUGCCUUCAGUGACCACGCCCACUGUUCCCAAUCCCGAAGGUCGGCUCAUCCUGCGAGUGCUUCAACAGCCAUUCGAACUCUGGACCAGCUCAACCACAUCCUGGGGAUCUUGGGCUCGCCUUCCCAGGAGGACCUGAACUGCAUCAUCAACAUUAAAGCGCGGAACUACCUGCUGUCGCUGCCGCUGCGCUGCAAAGUGCCGUGGAACCGCCUCUUCCCCAACGCCGACCCCAAAGCUCUGGAUUUGUUGGACAAAAUGUUGACCUUUAACCCCCACAAGCGGAUCGAGGUGGAAGAGGCACUGGCCCACCCCUACCUGGAGCAGUAUUACGACCCCACAGACGAGCCUGUAGCAGAGGCCCCCUUUAAGUUCGACAUGGAGCUGGACGACCUGCCCAAAGAGACGCUGAAGGAGCUCAUCUUUGAGGAGACUGCACGCUUCCAGCCCGGCUUCAGGUCCUAAACCCCCCCAGACGGGCCCAGGACUGACUCCGCCCCAACGCUGCUGUUCUUCUGCUGGCUUCUUCUAAACGAUGUGCUGUGGCCACGGCUCUGCCCCGCCAUCUUUACCCACCCUGCCCCGCCCCUCACCCACCCUGCCCCGCCCCCCACUCGCCAACUAUACCCGCCCCCCACUCGCCAUGCCCCGCCCCACCCAAUCGCUCUGGAUCCGCGCUCACUAUUUCUCCCCCCAUUUUAUUCUCUCUCUCUCUCGCCUGCUCUCCUCUGGCUGUGUCAUGGGGUGUGGUUUUUGGGGGUUGGGGCGAGGGGUGUGUGUUUUGAGUGAGUUGGAGAGCGUAGGGUUUUGGAGUUUGUUUCAAUCAGCCUUUUUGUCUUGCAUUUCCAGAACAGAAAUGGUGAUUAUUCUCAGAUGUUGUCAUUAUUACGAUUAUUGUUGUUGUCAUUAUUAACCUUGAGAUAAGACGGCGAUGAGGUUUGAGUCUGUGUGUAAUCCACCUCUCGUUGAGGCAGUGGGUGGGGUUUGUAAGAUGCUCUCAGGCCACACCCACCACUGAUCACUCUGUUUCUGCAGCACAGACACACAUCCUCCAAUCACAGCGGCAGACAUGAACACAUGCUUCAGCUCUGCGAUCGCUCGAAGCCUCCCUUUCUGCCGCAUUUCUGUUUGCUGUGAAGCUUGUGCUUCCUGCAGGUUUGAUAGCAGGCGGGUUUCUGUCCUGACAGAGAUGGAUGUGUGUGUGUGUGGGAUUGGGGGGCCUGGUCGGGGGGGGGGGUGGGCAUGCACCCCACCCAUCUCUGCUUGGGGCACAGAGAUGUCUUUCCAUCUUUUAGAUCAUCUGCAGCGGGACAUGCUCACACAGGCAUUAUUACCUUCCACGAGGAAGGCCUGGCUCCCUGUGUGCUUCUACAACUCCAGCACCAUUUUAGCUCCCUAACCCUUAUACCGCUACUGAUAGAACUAGAGCUAGUGCUACAGCUAGAGCUACUGCUACAGCUAGUGCUACUGCUAGAGCUACUGCUACAGGUACUUAUUCAGAUAGAGCUACCACUGCAGCUAGAGCUCUGUGAAUUUUCUUUACACGCCCAUUUUAUCUCCAGUGCCAUAUUUGCCCAAGAAAGGUUGAUCAGGGGAGACACAAUCUCACCACUACUGGAGGAAAACCUCUCAAUCCCUGAUCUCCAGUCACCUUCAGCCCACAAGCCUGUAAGAACUCCCCUCUCAGGGCUAGGCCAUGUUAGCCAAUAGGAACUCUGGUCUGGUCUCGUGGGAGGUGGUUUAUCGAGGUCAAAACUCUAUUUUAUUUCUGCAUCUUUCUUCUCAGGCUGUCAAACACUGAGAGGAGGGACCUGAAGCCUGCCCCCCCUCCCCCACCACCCACUCAGGCCGCCAUUGACUUCACCUCCCUCCCUCUCUCCAUCUCUCUCCACUCUUUCGAGCGUUGUGCCUCUUCUAUUCUCCCUCUGUGUUGAGUCAGUCUCUCUCUCUCCCUCUCUUGCCUUGUAACAGAAGACUGUGCCCUUGCCUGACUGUUAAAAGCUUUCUAUACAAAGAUGAAGUGCCACAUUACUGGGCAUUCCACACGGGAAUCUCAGGAUCCUCUUCCUGUCCCUCUGUGGUCUCACACUUCCCAAACGGCUUUCCUCACCGUUCCUCUAUUUUAAUGCAUCAGCUCAGUCGCCCCCUCCAUCCUAGAGCAGCCCAUUUCAGCUCAGUCACCCCCUCCAUCCUACAGCAGCCCAUUUCAGCUCAGUCACCCCUCCAUCCUAGAGCAGCCCAUUUCAGCUCAGUCACCCCUCCAUCCUAGAGCAGCCCAUUUCAGCUCAGUCACCCCUCCAUCCUAGAGCAGCCCAUUUCAGCUCAGUCACCCCCUCCAUCCUAGAGCAGCCCAUUUCAGCUCAGGUGCAGAGCAGCUUCAAUGUCAGUGAUGGCUCCUCAGCCAGUUAACACCUGUUUGCAUGAAGCGAGCGUACUCGUACAAAUCUGAGCAUCUUUGCUCCUGAACACCAUUAUCUUUGAUCCAUCUGCUGACAUCAGUUUAAAAUGGGAAAAUAGGUGCAGUUGGAAGCUUUAUUCCACAUAUAUAGACAACUGAACUUUAUAAAGCAGCUGUUUCUCUUCAGUACUGGAGUCAAAGUUUAUUGUGUAAUCCACCCGGAUAUGCAACAGACAGACCUGGCCAACAGGCUUUCAUUGGCUAUUUCGUGCUAAAGAUUUGAACACCUCGCUUUGGAUAAACUAAAAAGAUAUUUUCCAUGACUUAAAUCACAAAAACAGAAAAAAAUAAUGGGUAUUGUAGUCAUGGAAGAUCGGCCAAUGUGUCAGGUUGAUAGGCCUGUUGAGGGACCAUCUCCUCUGGCAGAAAAAACAAUACAUUUAGGUAAACCUCCCCUCUCCUUUCUAAUGAGCAUUCACUGCACUUAAUAUGUACUCACUGAAACGCCAUAUUACAUGCUGUCUCAGUCCACACCCAGUCAGGUACAGUACUUCAAGGGUCUAAAGGUGGGGGUGGGAAUUCUCCGGAAACACUCUGCAGAUCCUCCUGUAAGAUAGCUUGUGCUGGUCCCUGUGCAGCCUGUAUGGUUUUGUGCCUUUAUUGGUCUUGUAUAACAAGAUUUCCUGCUCAGCUUUGUUUAGAUGGAUCAGUUGUGAUUGCAGUCCUUCAUUCUCACGGUUAUGUAAUUAAAGAGAAGUUAUAUGGCAUCAGCUUUGUGAUGGUUAUUCUGUAUUGAAAAGGUGAAAAGAUAGCUUUUUAUUUUAUUUUUUGCUUCUGGUCCCCACUUUAUACCCCCCCAUUUGCCUUCUUUUCCUUUUGGAUGUUUUGUGUAAGCCCUUUUUUAUUUGUAAAAUGAAUGUUAUGUUUCUAGUGAAUAUUAAUCUUGUUAAAGAAUUGUUUCCAUGUAUUAAACUACUCCUCUGUAAGUAUGUUUUGAUUAGUAGAACAUUUUAUUGUGAAUCUCACUUUAAAAAAGAAAAAAAAGAAAAAGGCAGUUGUGAACUUUGGGGUGCUUGCUAGCAUUUCUUGCCGAUAAUAGAGGAAAGUUGGAUUGUGGGAUUUUAAGGUUCCUCUGAAGGAAUGCACUCUAAAGGGCCAUUUCACACUGGCCACAAAGAUGGGCCUGCAGACUGCAGACCUCCAUCUUGAAUUACUGAUGUCAACAUUAUUUUAUCUGCCAUGACCUGUAACCACCUGAAAACACCUGAAUAAACACACUCUACCCUG
Molecule: messenger RNA, 4599 nt
Organism: Anguilla rostrata (American eel)
Lineage: Eukaryota; Metazoa; Chordata; Actinopteri; Anguilliformes; Anguillidae
Gene: mapk1
Product: mitogen-activated protein kinase 1
Exons: 10
Coding region: 225-1379 (384 amino acids)
Biological process (GO): intracellular signal transduction; protein phosphorylation
Cellular component (GO): cytoplasm; nucleus
Molecular function (GO): MAP kinase activity; ATP binding
Source: RefSeq, a predicted model, not a curated record